UACAAGAGAAAUGGCAGCCCUAACCAUGCUCGCUAUUGUCACAUUGUUCCUUCAUUACAAAACAAGUGCUGAAGAUCAUACCAGGAGUAUCUCCAUCAAACCGUAUUCUGAGUGUACUCAGUUUAUCUCUCCCAUAAAUGAGACUGCAGUUGACAACAUACAUAGUGUUGCCUCAUGUGCUGUACAGUGUGCCACAGACACCAGAUGCGUGGCUUUCAGCGUAUCUGCAACUGACCACAUGUGCUUGCUUCACCAUGAGAUGUUCCUGACAAAUAUCUGCUACAGUGGAAAUUGGCGCCAUUACAAUGUACGGAACCGCUGCAUGAAUGGGGGCGAAUAUGACCAGGAAAAACUAACCUGUCAAUGUUAUGGUGGCUACAUCGGUCAGUUCUGUGAAAGGAUCAUGCAGGAUUGUUCGGAAGGAUUUAGUACGGGCCAUUAUAACGAGUGGUCAGGGAUAUUCUUAAUUCAACCAAACAUAGCGCCUACCCCAUUCAAAGUCCGGUGCUCGAUGAAAAGCGGUGGUAAAACAUAUAUGCAAUGGCAUCAAGAUGGAUCUACCCAUUUCAAUCGGUCAUGGCAAGAGUACAAAGAUGGUUUUGGGGACCUUAACAAGGACUUCUGGCUUGGGAACGACAAAAUUGCUUACAUAACAAAUGGACGCAGUCAUAGGCUCACUUUUCGAACUACGGAUAUCAGUACCACUGUCACAAGACAGCGGUUAUACACAAAGUUCAACCUGUCUCAAGAUGGCCUGUACAGACUGGCAUAUAAAAAAACAUGGGGACAUCGGGAGAAUCCCGACUAUAAUGGUGGUGAUUGUUUGGGUGAUUUGAAGGGACAGCCCUUCUCCACCUUCGACCACGAUAACGACGACAGCCCCCUGAACUGCGCUCAAAUACAUCAGUCUGGAUUCUGGUUCAAGGACUGCACUCCCUGUAACCCCAAUGGUGUUUGGUCAGAUACUUCAGAUGGAAAGAGAGCUGGAAUACCCGAGGAGAUGUUCUGGAUACCUGUUACCGGAGAUUACCUGAUAUCGUCUUGCAUGGCUUAUUUGGUUGCCAUAUAAUUGCAUUUAUUGAGGUAAAUGUAUCAUCCGUAAUUGUCAAUGUGCACAAUAUGCACGUUGGUUAGGGAUUAUGGUAUUUUGCUGAACAUACCAUGUGUUUUUUUACUAAUACAAAUUAACACGUUUCAUGCCAUGCAUUGACAUCUUACGUAAUAUAACCAAGGGUUUCAUUUUCGUUUUAAACAUUCAGAUAAAAUAUUAUAAGCAAACCUUACUUGUUUGUGUGUGUGUGAAUAAUUGUUGAAAAUAUAUGACAUUUUCAACAAACACACUGUGUGUCAUUUAGGCAGCUUUGCAAAACUGAUAGGUAAGAAGUGAGUAGUGGGACCACAUUUUUCACAAUUCUUCGCUUUUAUUGUAUGUGUUCGGUUCGUUAAUAUGUUCUUAUGGUUUUAGAUCAACAGAUAUAAUGUCUUGUUCACCUGGAUAUAUGUCAACGGGUUAAAAUGUCAACAAAAUACGACAAGGUUUCUGUCGUUGAUACUCAAUUUUAUUCUGCAUAUAUGCUGAGAAUAAAAGCAAAUUCAUCUUUAUCUUACUUUGUAUUUUGACCAAGGUGAAACCCGAAACUUCUUGAAUGUUGGAAGCAGGUAGAAAAGUCAGUGAAUCCAGAUAGAUAUUCCGUCCACAGUGGGUAAGUAGAAGUACUGUACAUGUCAGCCUUCUAGAAAUUGUGAACUCGCGACGGCUACUGGAAUGGUGUAGUGUGUCCCGCGAGUGAAUCAAUUAUGUAAGCAAGCUCCUCACAGCGCACGUCUCUACACUAACGCUCUAUGGACCCGUGAAGAUCCGGGGUAGAAUAGGUCUUCAGCAACCCAUGCUUGCCGUAAAAGGCGACUAUGC
Molecule: messenger RNA, 1912 nt
Organism: Haliotis rufescens (red abalone)
Lineage: Eukaryota; Metazoa; Mollusca; Gastropoda; Lepetellida; Haliotidae
Product: fibrinogen-like protein 1
Exons: 3
Coding region: 11-1069 (352 amino acids)
Source: RefSeq, a predicted model, not a curated record